AGGUUCAAAGUAAAUUUGGAAACUUACGGGAACCUUAAUUACAUCAAACAUAGCAUCAGAGGACACGAAUUUUGGUAAUCCAGCACUUACUCACCGAGAUGGCACUGUUAGAUGAAGACAGUGCAUUCCACUCUAACAUACCAGUACCAGUGGAUAUAAUGGUGGCUGUGGUCUACUCUAUUUUUGGUGUAUGUUCACUAUUCGGCAACAGCACAUUGCUGUACGUCUCCUACAAGAAAAAGCACCUCCUGAAACCUGCAGAGUACUUCAUCAUCAACCUAGCUGUUAGUGACUUGGGCCUGACUCUGUCCCUCUACCCUAUGGCGAUAACUUCAAGCUUCUACCACAGGUGGCUGUAUGGGAAAACAGUGUGCUCCAUAUACGCGUUUUGUGGCAUGUUGUUUGGCAUCUGCAGUCUGACCACUCUAACCCUUCUAAGCAUGGUGUGCUUUGUGAAAGUAUGUUAUCCACUCUAUGGAAAUAGAUUUAACUCUCUUCAUGGCCAUCUGCUCAUUGCCAGUUCUUGGGUCUAUGCCCUGCUGUUUGCCUGCUCCCCUCUGGUCCACUGGGGGGAAUACGGACCAGAGCCUUAUGGCACAGCCUGUUGCAUUGACUGGCGCCAGUCCAAUCAGCAUGUCACAGCACGGUCCUACACUGUGGCACUGUUCACCUUCUGUUACAUCCUUCCAUGCUGCGUUAUUAUAGCGUCCUACACAGGCAUUCUGGUCAAAGUGCAUGCAUCCCGCAGAAAUAUGGAGCAGCAUGCAACAAGGCGGACACACAUGAGCGGCAUUCAGAAAGUUAUUGUUAAGCUAAGUGUUGCUGUCUGCAUCGGCUUCCUUGCAGCCUGGAGUCCAUACGCUGUGGUGUCUAUGUGGGCUGCCUUCGGACACAUUGACAACAUCCCUCCAAUGGCAUUUGCCAUGCCAGCAAUGUUUGCCAAGUCCUCCACCAUCUACAACCCAAUCAUCUACUUAAUGCUGAGGCCCAGUUUCCACAGUGUGAUGUGCAGUGACCUGGGUACUCUAUGCCACGCCUGUGUGAAGGGCUGCCUCUGUUUGCUCACGUUAAAGGACCACAGCUGUGUGAGGUGCGCGGAUGCUUUCGAAUGCUUCAGACACUACCCUCAAAUGUGCACAAACCCUGUAGCCAAUGUAGACUCUUCUAAAGAUCAAGACUCUACAGUUCCCCAAACACAUAGGCAGAAGACUCAAAGAGUGUGUCACAAGAAGUCCCUGCUGUCCACCAUGUGUGCAACUAAGACUUCAGAAAUGGACAACUUCCAUAUUAAUUUAGAGAUGGUUCCGGGGCAUGCAAGGGUGGCUUGGCCCUGAUAUUUCACUCAAUUGUUGUUGUUUACAGAAUAUCUCUGGACAUAUUUCACAGGUUCUUUCAGGAAAUCUUGUUCAGGAAUGUACCAUAAGAGUUUUUGAAGAGCAGCCACUUAUUUUCACCCACUGUGAUGUAUUCUGGCCAAUAUGGCACAAAAACAGUUUUGAGGUUAAAUGUAGCUGGAGGGA
Messenger RNA from Larimichthys crocea (large yellow croaker), 1520 nucleotides. It is a transcript of the gene opn7a, whose product is annotated as opsin 7, group member a. The coding region runs from base 99 to 1334 and encodes 411 amino acids. Lineage: Eukaryota; Metazoa; Chordata; Actinopteri; Sciaenidae. Gene Ontology annotation, biological process: G protein-coupled receptor signaling pathway; visual perception. The record is from RefSeq and is a predicted model, not a curated record. Gene Ontology annotation, cellular component: membrane. The transcript is spliced from 6 exons. Gene Ontology annotation, molecular function: G protein-coupled receptor activity.